Ruditapes philippinarum (Manila clam) is the source of this 3610-nucleotide messenger RNA. Its product is annotated as tetratricopeptide repeat protein 27-like. The record is from RefSeq and is a predicted model, not a curated record. The transcript has 24 exons. The coding region runs from base 76 to 2568 and encodes 830 amino acids. Lineage: Eukaryota; Metazoa; Mollusca; Bivalvia; Venerida; Veneridae. Gene Ontology annotation, molecular function: protein binding.
CCUUUAAUUAGUGACCCACAAUUCCUCAUUACAAAUGUCUGCGCCCAUGUUUCACAUGUGAAAUUUCAAAUAAACAUGACAAACUUACAACAAUUAGAGGUUAUAGUGCUUCAACAAAAUAAUCAAUCAUGUGUAGACAACUCAUCAAAAUAUUCAGAAGUUGUUAAAAAAUUCUGUGAUGGUCAAUAUGGCUUUGUUUUAAAUCAAGAUUUUGCUAAACAGAUUUUCUCAGAGCACGGUGACACAAGAGCUUCUCUGGAAUCAUUGCUACAUGAGAAUAUAGAACAGAUAUUACAUGCAGAAUGUGAAGAUCAGUUGAAAGAAAGGGAGUUGGAGAUUUUACUUGUUGCCGUGUCAUGUCUACAGCUGUUUGUACAGAAUAACUGGCUCGGACCACGGCCAUCAAAAUUCUGCCCAUCACAAAUACUACCACAUCAUCUCUGUGGUGAAAAGAUUAGUGUAUUUCUAGAAGAUGAACUCAGUAUAGAUGGUGAACCUAUAUACAGCCUUGCUGCAUACCCUGAAUUCUUAUACAUUGCUAGAUUUUUAUUACUUGAAUGCAGGAAUAGAUAUAAACAUCUUCAGACAGUAAACUGGUGGCAGAUGAGAUGUAUAAAUGUACAUCAGCAAGUUCUCGACAGCAAGUCAAACACGUUGAGAGAAACUGUCAUACAACUCAUAGACCUAAUUCAGAAGACGGAACCAUUGAUGACAGAUGACAGGUACAAGGAUUUACAGGUACAGUUUCAUGUAGAGGCAGGUAACCUAAGUCAUGUGUUCUACAGGUAUAGGGAAGCACAUGAACACUUCAACACAGCUAAGAAAAUUGCUGAUAUCAAUAUUCAACUCACAGGUGCUAUGGGUAAAAGAACAAGGUUCCAGGUAGAUGAUAAGGCUCAGUUAUUACUGGAAGUCACAAGAAAUUCUGUUAGUUCCUCAGAUGUAGACUGUACACAAGUGGAGGUCUCACAUACUAACUCCAGUCUUCCAAAGGACCUGAAUCUAGAUGAUGACACUAUUCUAAAUGCUAUCAGCUUUACAGAUGGGGAUGUAAAAUCUACCCAGGUAUCUGCAACAGAACAGGCUCUUAUUCUAGGAGUCAUGGAAGAUUACAGAAGAAGUCGGGCAAGUCAUGAUGAGUUAACAGAGGAAGAAGUUCAGGCUUAUCUAACAUAUGUUCUAGGUCAGAUGAGGUCAUGGAGUGUAGGUGUGGCAGGGUUGCUAUUGAGGUCAAAGUUAGAGAAAGGCAGCAGUCGGAGAUUAGAGAGAUCCAUGAGACAAAUUGAGGAGUUGUUUAAUCAGACAAUGAGGGAGGAGCCAUCUGCAGGUCAGAGGUCACAUCUUUUCUACGCUGUAAAGAUAGUUCCUGUCUGGGAUAUGCAGAAACAACUAGCUGAACUAUUGUUGGCACUGGGUGCUAUUGGUUCAGCUUUACAGAUCUAUGAGGAGCUAGAGAUGUGGGAGGAAGCUGUGGCCUGCUACCAGAGACUUGGUAAAUCUGAAAAGGCAGAGACAGUGAUAAGAGAGCAACUUGCUGUGAGAGAAACUCCGAACUUGUGGUGUUUCCUUGGUGAUAUAACACGCAAUAUUGAACAUUAUGAGAAAGGUUGGGAGUUAUCUAAACAUAGGUCAGCACGAGCUCAGAGAUGUAUGGGAUACUUGUACUUUGCUAAAGAACAGUAUGCAAAGUGUUUAGAAUGUUUUGAGAAGUCUCUGAAUGUUAAUGCUCUACAGGUACCAGUUUGGUUUACAUAUGGUUGUGCAGCAAUGGCAGCUAAAGAUUUCAAUCUUGCUGUGAGAGCAUUCCAAAGAUGUGUGAGCAUAGAUUAUGAUAAUUUUGAGGCAUGGAAUAAUCUGGCAUCCUCAUAUAUAAAACUAGGGAAAAAGAAUAAAGCAUUUAUGACGUUAAAAGAUGCAAUAAAAUGUAACUAUGAAAACUGGAGGAUCUGGGAAAAUUAUUUACUGGUUGGAACAGAUUGCGGGGAGUUUGGUGAAGUUAUAAGGGCCUAUCACAGAUUAUGUGAUCUGAAGGAGAAAUGGGUUGAUGAAGAGAUAUUGGGUAUACUUGUUAGAGCUGUUAAUGAGAACCUACCAGAUGCUCAAGGUAAUCCAGCAAAAAGAAUAGAACCAAAACUUCGUGAACUGUUUGGAAGAGUCACUUCAAGGGUGACUGAUAAAGCUGAAAUCUGGAGAUUGUACGCUCAGUUGUGUACUGAUGAUCAAGAUAAGAUGUUACAGUACCUUCAGAAAGCACAUAGAUGUGUGAUGCAGGCAUCAAACUGGGAGAAAGAUAUAGAUCAGUGUUAUACUGUAGCCCAGCAGUCUCUACAACUUGCUGACAGCUACGUCUCAGCUAGUAGUGUGGCGAAAACUUCAACGCAGUCUCUACAGUUGAUGUCAUCAGCAAAAUUAAUGAUAAAAGGUGUUCUCACUAAAAUUAAGCAACAACAUACAGAUCCUAUAACAGAGAGUAUACCAUCAGACAAGAUACGAGAUUUAUGUUCACAGCUACAAGAACAACUAGAUAAUCUUAUACACAAUAUACAACAGUUAAAACUUGACCAAUAGAGUGACUGGUGAUAAUGGUCAAACUGGAAAUUAAAAAAACUGAAAAUCAAUCAAUUUACAUGUAAUAUACUAAAUUCUAUGGUCAAAUAAAUGAAUAUUAUUCAUAUAUUGAAUUGUAUGUUUGAAACGACAAUGGUUCUAUGUACAUGUACAAAGAAAAAUAAUCAUCUUGAUUUAUAGUGAAUAGGUCUACAAUAUAGUUGAAUAUACACUUUUUCUACAAGUAUUUCAAAUAAAUUAAUAAAAACAAUAGAAGUGUAUCAUUUGUAAUUAUUUUAUAAAAUAUUGCUUUGAAAGAAAAAAUGUUGAUAAAAUGAUUUAGAAUAAACAUUUUUAUGGUGGUUAAAAAUAUAUUGUUCUAGAACAAUUUAUUAUCUGCUAUAUAAAUAUAUGUUAUAAUAUUGUGUUGACUCUUGCCAACAACAUCCAUUUAUAAUUCUUUCUAGGUUUGCUGUGAUUUAUGAUACUAAAUACUUUCAACAUGAUUAUUUAAUGCAGACCUUCCAUUAUAGACCUAUUCACUUUAAGCAUAAAAGAUAAUUGCUGUCUGAUUAAUAAACCGUAAUAUAGCAACAAACAAACAGUUAUCUUGACCCUUGGGAGUCAAAUGAUCAAUUUCUACAUGUAUAAAACCAUUUAAACUUCUCCAGAAGAACCUGUUCUAUAUAGCUAACUUAAUUGAUAAGAAAAAGUAUCAUUUGGUCCUCUGCAAAUAUCAUGCAAAUCAUUCCUGCAGGAUCAUAACUGGUUCUUUCCCAUGGUCACUUAGUGACUUACUUUACUUAGAUUUGCAUAGGAAAAUACAUUUAAAUAAUCGUCACUUAAAUCGAUGGUUUAGUAGCGGAGGUUUUAUCAUGAAGUUUUCUAUAAAAGUUAUUUAAAUUAUGACCCUGACAAAAGUAAUUAUAAAUUUACAUCUGGGACCAAAAAAAUGUUUUGCUCACAAGCCCUGUGAGCCCCUUAUUUUAUUGUACAAAGAAUAAAACUACAAAUUAAAACAUUUACCUUCACCUUAUAUGUUAGUACUAUAGUGUAUAGGAAA